UUUCCACCGUUAUCCGAAGUGGUUUGCAGAGAUAAUUUUAGGUCUGUCGCAGUUUCGUUGUAUUUUUUUCUUGGUGAAUAUUCAUAGGCAUUAAUUAGAAGUGUUUUAUGCUGAACUGAAGAUUUGAACUCCAGAAAACCGAUGGAGUGGCUUUUGCUAUUUACAACCAUUACUCUUUUUCUCCAGAUAUGGACGGGAGGAUUUUGCCAAGAAACCAUACCAUGUCAGCCCGGCUUUUCAUCCGACAACUUUGUCUUCACAGUUCACAGAGAACGACUGCAACGGGGUGAAAUACUGGGUCGAGUGGAUUUUGACAUCUGCACAGAUCAGAAUAGGUUCCUUUUCAUUUGUGAUGAUAAUCGGUUCAAAGUGGAAAUCGAUGGAACAAUUAAAGUGAAGCAUGACAUUAAAUUGCACCAUGGACAGAUAAACUUUUCCAUUCAUGGAUGGCAUUCAGUGGGCAAAAAAAUUACCAGCCGCGUCACCGUGGAAUACCAAAGACCCCAUCACACAGGACAUGAACUCAACGAUCAGACAAAAUCUCAAAAUAUUCAAAUGUUUCCUCAUCCUUCUUCUGGCCUUAAAAGACACAAGAGACAACAGUUGACGGUUCGCCGCAUUGGUAUUCCUGAAAAUCAAAGGGGACAGUUUCCCAAACAAGUGGUGCAGAUAAAAUCCAAGAAGCCGAAGAAUUCCAUUUUACACUAUAGCAUAACUGGACCAGGUGCUGAUUUACCCCCAGUAGGACUAUUUAUAAUCGACAGAGACAGUGGCUGGAUACUAGUAACUGAAACCCUGGACCGAGAAAAGCAGUCUGAAUAUUUGCUUACUGUACAUGCUGCUUUUAUAAAUGGGACUUCAGCACAGGAUCCUCUGGGAAUUAUUGUGUUUGUUGUGAUGGAUGAAAAUGAUAACAAACCUGAAUUUAUCAGCAACACCUUUAUAGGAAAUGUAAACGAAGGAUCACAGCCAGGUACGUCAGUUAUGACUGUAACCGCUACUGAUAAAGAUGAUCCUACUACAGACAAUGGUAUGUUUAAGUUUUCAGUUCUGAGCCAGACCCCACCUGUUCCCCAUCCACAAAUGUUUACCAUUGACCAAGAUACUGGGACCAUUCGUGUCAUCUCAGCUGGACUGGAUAGAGAGAACGUGAGUGAAUAUACACUAGUAAUCCAAGUUGCAGAUAUGAAUGUACCUGGAUUCUCAAAUACUGCUACUGCUUCCAUUGCUGUUCUAGACCAAAAUGACAAUGCUCCACAGUUUAAUCCAACAAAUUAUAUUCAGAAUGUACCAGAAAAUGCUGUGGACUUUGAGGUUGUGAGACUGAUAGUGACCGAUAAUGAUGAACACCACACACCGACUUGGAAUGCCAAAUACCGGAUUGUUAAAGGGAAUGAUGGAGGCAACUUUGGCAUUACUGCAGAUCCAGAUAGUAAUGAUGGAAUUGUUAAAACUAUUAAGGGUCUUGAUUUUGAAGCCAAGCAACAAUAUAUACUUCUCGUCACAGUUGAAAAUGAGGUACCAUUUUCCACUCCUUCAUCAACUUCCACAGCUACACUUACAGUGACAGUAGAGGAUGUCAACGAGGCUCCAGUUUUCAUUCCACCAACGCUGUCUGUUCCUGUUAAAGAAGAUGUGCCUUUGAACACUUUCAUAGCAACUUACCAAGCAAAAGACCCAGACAUAGAAAUGAAGCAGACGGUAUCAUACUGUAUUGGUAAUGAUCCUGCAGGAUGGCUGAAUGUGGAUAAAGAAUCUGGAAUUAUUACUGUCAAGCAAGCUAUGGAUAGAGAGAGUCCAUUUGUGAAAAAUGAUAAAUAUACAUCACUCAUAUAUGCUUAUGAUAAUGUUAAUCAUCCAGCCACAGGUACCGGAACACUUGUACUCUUAUUGGAAGAUGUAAAUGAUAAUGGUCCAGUGGUGGACGUCGUGGGUGACGUGCACUUUUGUAACCAGAAACCUCCACCACAGGAAUUUUCUGUUGUUGAUCCGGAUUCUGUAGGAAAUGCCGGACCCUUCAGGGCUGAACUGUUGCGUGAAGCCAGAAUGAACUGGGCUGUCAGUAUGAAUGAUACAGAAAACAAAAUCAUUCUUUCUAUGGCAACACAACUACCACCAGCGGAAUACCAAAUUAUUGUUCGAGCAUAUGAUAAUGGAAACAACUACCAGGACACUACGUUGAAAGUGAUUGCGUGUGACUGCACAGGAGAUAAAAUCCAUUGUCCAAAGGCAGGCAAUCCUGCUACUGUAUGGCUAGCUGUUUUGGGUAGUUUGUGUGCUGUCUUUGCUCUACUGAGUAAGUAUAUUAAAGAAUUUACUUUAAUUGAGCCAUUGACCGCUAGUAGUGUGUUUUUACCACUUAGAAUUCUGAUUGUGUUAGGUUGUAAGGGGCAUGUUAUGAUUUUCAAAUCUUUUUUUCCUUUAUUCUUUAUAGUUAUUUUACUUCUGUGGCUUAGAAGAAUGAGAAGGGUGAAAAAGGAGACAUUCCUUCCAGAGGAUGAUGAUGAUAAUCGUGGGAGUUUAUUCAAUUACAAUGAAGAGGGAGGUGGUGAAGAAGAUAAUACGGAGUAUGAGUUAAUACAGCUGCAUAGAGGCUUAGAUGCACGUCCAAGGCUCUACAGAGAUGACGUAGAACCAUCUGUGAUGCCUGCCCCACAGUACCAGCCCCGUCCAGCUAAUCCAGAUGAUAUUAUGAGCUUCAUUGAAGAUAACUUGAAGAUGGCAGAUAAUGAUCCAAGUGUUCCUCCAUACGAUACACUGCUAGUAUUUCAUUGUGAAGGUGCUGGUUCAGAUGCUGGUUCUUUAAGCUCAUUAAAUUCUGACAGCUCAGGAGGUGAUCAGGACUACGACUUUUUAUAUCAAUGGGGACCCCGCUUCAAAAAACUUGCCGAUAUGUAUGGAGGUGGAGAAGACUAAAAGUAUGUCCUCCAGUAACAUGUGGCUUUUGAUGGGCUAAUAUGUUGCUAUGCAGGACUUCCAGUAAUAUUACUAAACUCCCAUUAUUUUCAUACGUCCAAAAUGUGGGCAAAUUUUCAGUACCUAUGUUCAGCUGCACAGUGAAGUUUUUGUGUUUGGUUUUAUUCAGCAUCUUUUGUAAGAGGGCAAAUAUUAGCAACGUAAAACUGGUUUUUGUAAGACUGUUAAUUACCUUUUUAAAUUUUUUUCUACAACAUUAUAAACAAAAUAUUAAUGCAUUCUUUAUUUUUCUGCAUUACAUUUACUAUUUGAAUUUUGGUUACUUUUGUAUUGAAAUGUAAUCUAAAAGGAACAGAUUUAUUUAU
Erpetoichthys calabaricus (reedfish) is the source of this 3281-nucleotide messenger RNA. Its product is annotated as B-cadherin-like. Gene Ontology annotation, cellular component: adherens junction; cytoplasm; catenin complex. Gene Ontology annotation, biological process: cell morphogenesis; homophilic cell-cell adhesion; multicellular organism development. The record is from RefSeq and is a predicted model, not a curated record. Gene Ontology annotation, molecular function: cadherin binding; calcium ion binding. The transcript is spliced from 18 exons. Bases 142 to 2916 code for a protein of 924 amino acids. Lineage: Eukaryota; Metazoa; Chordata; Cladistia; Polypteriformes; Polypteridae.